This is a messenger RNA of Tetrahymena thermophila SB210, 2310 nucleotides long. Its product is annotated as MIF4G domain protein. NCBI's taxonomy places the organism in Eukaryota, Ciliophora, Oligohymenophorea, Hymenostomatida, Tetrahymenidae. The record is from RefSeq and is a predicted model, not a curated record. The transcript has a single exon. Gene Ontology annotation, cellular component: eukaryotic translation initiation factor 4F complex. Gene Ontology annotation, molecular function: mRNA binding; translation initiation factor activity; protein binding.
AUGAACAACAAACCAAAACCAAGUGGUGAAAUGCCACCAUAAUCGCGAAAUCAGAGGUUCAACUCUCAAAAUUACUCUCAAUAGAGUGCAAAUAAUUCAAACUUUAAAAAUAGCAACUAUAAUAACAACAAGAAAAGAUACAACAACCAUAACAAUAACAAUGGUAAAGUAAACAAUUCUAAAACUUUUGAAUAUGUCAGAAAAGUUGAUACUGCAGAAGGCCAAGAAGAAUUGCGUCGUAAACAGCAGUAAUUAUAGGAAGAAGAAAGAUUAAGAUAAGAAAAUAUUAAGAAGCAGCAACUUGAGGAGGAAGAAAGACUAAGAGAACUUGAAUUGUAGCGCUUGAGAGAAUAAGAAAGACUUGAGCAAUUAGAACUGUUAAAAUGUUACAUUGAAGAAAAUAUAAUCAUGCCAAUUUUUGCAGAUGCUGAAAAACACGCUUAACAAAGAUCUUACCUUAAGUCGUUCGAAGGUCUAAAUUAUCUCUUAUCAACUAACUUUAUUGAUUUUGAAGAUGAAAUCACUCAAAAUAUCCCCAUAGAAAUUCAAGAAUUUAAUGCAAGACAAUAUGAGUCUUUCACAAAAUAAAGUAAUUUAAGAAGAAGACACCAAACCAGUUAUUCAAAUUAAUCCUAUUAAGACGAAGAAUCAAAUUCUUCUUAGCAACAAAGACAUGGAGGAAACAGAAACCAAAGAGUCACAGUAAGAUAAACUAUCAAUAAUUUCUAAAACAAUAAGAACUAGAAUUAUUAGAUCGACUUGUAAACAGAAGCUAACAGUAAUAGAAGACAUUAAAAUAAUAGAAAUAGAAAUUUAACUUUACCAAUCUAACCAGAUUCUAUUUUAGAAGAAAACUAAGAUUCGAAAUGGAGAUAAAUUAGAACACCUUUGUUUUCUCAAUCUCAAGAUGAAUUGAAAUUCCUACUAAAUAUUGUCACUCCUGAUAAUUUCAAUAAUUUGAAAGAUUAAUUCUUCUAAUUAUGUUAAAGAAACAUAAACAAAUGUAUCUUUUCUUUAAUCAGUAAAGUCUGUAAAGAAGCCAAAUACACAAAAUUAUAUGCUCAAAUGGCUAUUUACAUCUAAGAACGUGAAGAAGAAAUAGAAAAGGCAAAUAACAAUUCAUCAAAUAUAGACUUAUAAAAGACUUUCAAAGGAUAAAUGUUUGCUGUUUUGCAAGACUUAUUUUAUGACCAAAAUAAGCUUCAUAGUAUUUUGAGUAAUAGCAGGUAGACAGCGAAUGAUCUUAACGAUGAAGAAGAAUCAACCGAAAGCAAUAAAAAGAUUAAUUCAAAACAAGAAGCUAUGGAAAAAAAGAGCUUUAAUCUAUUUUUGAAGUUCCUCGGAGAACUCUUUUUGUCUAAAUUUUUACCUAAGAAAAUAAUAUCAUAUAUUAUUUAGACAAUGAUUCAUCAAUACAUUUGCGGAGGACUUAUGGAAGAAGACAGAAAUUUAGAAGGUAUUAUUCUGCUUAUUGACUCAAUAGGUCCUGAGUUUGAAAAUUGCUGGAAUCAUUUAUCCUCAAAGCAAAUUAAAAUAGAUUCCUAAUUUUUGAGUUAGAUCACCAACUAAUUCUGUGAAAGAACCUAAGACUAAUUAGACCUAGAUUUAUUUGAAAACUAAUUCAUUUCUUUCGAUGGUGUUAUGAAUAUACUCAGAUUCUUAAAGACCACUGAUCGUAUUUCUAAGAGAAUUUAAAUUCUUAUUGUCAACUUAAACAAGCGUUGGGAAAAUAAGUGGAAAAAAGCUCUUCAUUAAAAAGAAGACCCUCGUACUAAAGAAGAAAUCCGUAACCAACAUUUUAACGAAUUAAAUAGAAGACAAUAAGAAAUAUAUGAAAACUUAGACUACACAAAGGAAGUUAAAAGAGUAUUUUUACAACUUGACAAUAACUUAUUGAGCUAAGAUGAAUGUCUAACCUAAAUUACAUAAUUAGGAAUUAGCAAUGUUCUCUAAAGCCUUUUCUCAACAUUUUUCGAUGCUCGUAUUGAAAAUCUUUCUUCAAGAUAUCAAUUAAUGAGCAGCAUUCUUUUUGAAACUGAUAAAUAUUAGUAUACAACUUUUUUAAGCGCCCUAAACAACGCUUUGAACACCAUUUACUCUUAAGCUUGUGAUUUCCCACAUUUAAAUGAUAGUUUUGUAAAUAUCUUAUGCCCAAUGAUCCUGAAUGGUUACUUAGAACUAGGCUAAAUAAAGCCCACUUUAUGCGGAGAUCCAGACGAAGACGAAGAUAAAAACUACUUUUUCCAACAAUUUAAAAAUGAUUGUGUAUCCUACUUAAAGUCAAUUAAUUACUUCAUGAUAGAAGAUUGA